Messenger RNA from Adineta ricciae, 636 nucleotides. Lineage: Eukaryota; Metazoa; Rotifera; Eurotatoria; Adinetida; Adinetidae. The record is from the annotation of a GenBank genome assembly.
AUGAAUUCAAUACCUUCUACGUAUUCGAACAAUGAUCUUUGGUCUUCAGCUUCUUACGCACGACGUUAUGCUACUUCAAAACCUCCUUACUCCUACAUAUCUCUAAUCGCUCAUGCGAUUAAUAAUUCUCCUGAACGUAUGUGUACAUUAUCCCAAAUCUACCAAUACAUUCAAGAUCAUUAUGCAUACUAUCGACAAAAUCAACAGCGUUGGCAAAAUUCUAUUCGCCAUUCGUUAUCGUUCAAUGAUUGUUUUGUCAAAGUUCCUCGACAUGCUGAUCGACCGGGUAAAGGUUCGUAUUGGACUCUACAUCCUGAUAGCGGAAAUAUGUUCGAAAAUGGUUGUUAUCUUCGUCGACAAAAACGUUUUAAAAUCAAAGAUAAAACAUCCUCACCACCGACCGAACCGAAUCUUUCAAUUAAAACAAUCGAUUCUCCGACUCUACCUAUGGCUUCCUCGGAGCAAUAUUUUUGUCCAUAUAAAACUGAAUAUUCCACACAGAUCUAUGAUUCGAAUAAUAAUGGUUUACAUUACGAAACCAAUCAUCAAUAUCUAUUUCAACAAAUUCUUCCAACCGAUGCAACAUUUCGUCUGGAUAAUCUUUUCAAUUAUUACGAUCAAACCGAUUCUUCAUAA